Molecule: messenger RNA, 840 nt
Organism: Paramuricea clavata
Lineage: Eukaryota; Metazoa; Cnidaria; Anthozoa; Malacalcyonacea; Plexauridae
Source: the annotation of a GenBank genome assembly
AUGAGUACCGGUAGUCAAAACUCAGACAUUUUUUCACAAUCAUGGAACGACAGCGAUGUAGUGUUAGUAGUUGAAGGCAAAGAAGUUCAUGUUCAUCGCUAUAUGUUGUCAAUGCAAUCCCCGGUGUUCAAGGCGAUGUUCAACGGCAAUUUCAAGGAUUCACAACAAGAGAAGAUCGAGCUAAAAGAUGAUAAGUAUGAAGCCAUGUUGCUAUUCCUUCAACUAUUAUACCCAACGAACAUGCUGGAUGAGAGUAGAGGCAAUGUAGAUAUCAACGAUGAAAAUGUUCUUCAAAUUCUCGAGAUUGCCGAUAAAUACACAGCUAUUAAUAUCAUAAAGCAAUGUGUGAAAGAAGCCGGGAAGCUUGAACCAGAGAUUACAAUGCGUCUACUUCCUUAUGCCUCACGACAUGAAUUACCACUGGACGAAAUACUUGAAGUCAUUGGCACAGAGGUAUCAACAAAGGAGUUAGAAAAUUAUGCUCCAGAACUUGGUGAUGACCGUCUUUACAUCCAGUCAUUGGAGAAAAAAUGUCACUCUCUAGAGAGACUCGCAAAGCGGGCUUAUACCAUUAUCCUCUUCAUGUUGGAUAGGCACUUUAAAAACGGUUCCGUGGACAUGUCAGUCAGGAAGUGUCAUUUGCACGGAGGUCUUGGUCCAGCCCCAAGUUUUAAAAAAAUCCGGAAAUGCCCCUGUUGUUUGAGCGCUUACCAGAAAUUUAUCAACAAAUGCGUGUUCUCGAAUUGGCCAUUAGCUAUCCGUUUUGAGGGUUCUCGUUUGAGCUGCUUGGAUUUUAUGGAUUUCCUUAGAACCGUAGGGAACAUUGAAACUAGUAUAUAA